AUGUUUUAUCCUUUAAGGCUAUUUCGAGCUUUGGGUUUUGGUAAUAGAUACGUUUCCUUUCUUGGGUCUUUUAAUAAUCCUUUAAUUAAAAGAGCUAAAAGAGUUGGAAGAGGGCCAUCUUCUGGGAAAGGGAAAACAUGUGGAAGGGGUCAUAAGGGUCAAAAGGCUAGAAGUGGAAACAAUAGAGUUAAACCUGGUUUUGAAGGCGGUCAAACACCUAUUACCAGAUUAUAUCCUAAACGUGGAUUUGUGAAUAUGGAUUCAAAAAAAUUUUCUCCAUUAAACCUUCAACGUCUCCAAGUUUGGAUUGAUAAUGGAAGAAUAGAUGUAACGAAACCAAUUACCAUAAAACAUCUUUAUGAUUCUAAUAUUAUUCAUGGAAUAAAAUCUGGAGUAAAAUUACUGGCUAAUGGCAAAGAAUUUUUUAAUACACCUAUAGAAAUAUAUGUCUCAAAGGCUUCUAGAGAAGCUAUUAAAAGAAUUGAAGCGGUUGGAGGGAAAGUUACCUGUGUAUACUACAACUAUUUAGGGUUGAGAGCACAUCUUCACCCAGAAACUUUUAAAAUUAUUCCUAAACAGGCUCUACCAAUAAAUAAAUCUAACAUUCAAUAUUAUAGUAAUAAGGUGAAUUGUGGAUAUUUAGCAUCCACUUAA
Molecule: messenger RNA, 654 nt
Organism: Pneumocystis jirovecii RU7
Lineage: Eukaryota; Fungi; Ascomycota; Pneumocystomycetes; Pneumocystales; Pneumocystaceae
Product: ribosomal protein L15
Exons: 4
Coding region: 1-654 (217 amino acids)
Biological process (GO): translation
Cellular component (GO): mitochondrial large ribosomal subunit
Molecular function (GO): structural constituent of ribosome
Source: RefSeq, a predicted model, not a curated record